Molecule: messenger RNA, 845 nt
Organism: Drosophila busckii
Lineage: Eukaryota; Metazoa; Arthropoda; Insecta; Diptera; Drosophilidae
Exons: 2
Coding region: 237-824 (195 amino acids)
Source: RefSeq, a predicted model, not a curated record
GCCACUGCCUCUGCCUUCGAUCAACUCCAGAUAUACAUACAUACUCCAUACACAUUUGUAUUUAUUUUCUCAGUGCUCAGCUUCAAUUUCCUCCGCAUUCAUUUCCAUUUCUCAGUACGCUCAGUACCACGCUCCCGUUGACUUCGUCUCUGUUUAUCCCGCGUUGUAGUUUGACUGUUUAUUUAAAAUUUUUAUUGAAUUCCGUGCAUACACACACAUUCACACACACUCCAGCAAUGGGCAACAGAGGCAUGUAUGGCCGGCGUCAAUGGAAUAUCAAGAAACUAUCGCUGCUGCUCGCCACAGGCCUCUUGUUGUACGUCUUUGUUUUCUCCGGCGGCUAUCAGAAAUAUCAAAUAGACGGUGUUAUCGGGAAUACUAAGCCGGAAACGGUGUGGGAAUAUGUGGCGGACUUUAACAAAAUGCGCAUGCUAAAUCCUACCAUAUUAAGUUUUAAGAUACUUGAUGAUCAGGGCCACGCCCAUGACUGGCGUUAUACGGUGCAGUAUACGGAGCGCUUAGCGCACUGGCCACACUGGCUCAACACAGCCAAAGCCAAAUUUGUAGUGACCAAGACGCUUCCGAAUGUGCAGCCACCCGCGUGGGCUAUACAGUCCAGUCAUGAGACCUGCUUCUUUGGGGGCAUGUACUGUCUGCGUUCGCUAAGUGAAUUUAAGUUCAGCGCAAUGGGCAGCGAUACCUACGCACAUGAAAAGAUCCAAUAUCAAUGCCCACCAUUUCUGGGCAGAGCCUGCCGUUCGGAGCUCGAGUUUCAGCGUCGCGCUGUCAUGCAUAAUCUAACGCAUAUUUUUAAACGUAAUUAAACAGCGUGGUGUCCAAUUCAG